Thermothelomyces thermophilus ATCC 42464 is the source of this 309-nucleotide messenger RNA. RefSeq lists its product as uncharacterized. The transcript has 4 exons. The coding region runs from base 1 to 309 and encodes 102 amino acids. The record is from RefSeq and is a predicted model, not a curated record. Lineage: Eukaryota; Fungi; Ascomycota; Sordariomycetes; Sordariales; Chaetomiaceae.
AUGGAGUCGCUGACUGCGGCGACCCCAUCACUGGGCUCCAGCUUGGUCUUGAGCCUAGCGGACCUUAACAUGCCGGAGCAGUUUGGGUUCGCGCAGCGUCAGGUCAUCACCCUUUUCUGCAUGCCCUCCGCAAACCAGGACGCCUUGCUGGCUCAGCAAGCAGGGUUAAGUCCAAACGAGCUCUUCAAGGAGACUGUCAACUUCGGUCUGCUCAAGGAGAUCCCCGACGCGCCGCUCGUCCUAUACUUCCGCAGCGUAAGCGGCACGAUAGCGAGCGGGUGGAGGCCCAACAGUUAUGUCCCCCUCUAG